Prunus armeniaca (apricot) is the source of this 459-nucleotide messenger RNA. Lineage: Eukaryota; Viridiplantae; Streptophyta; Magnoliopsida; Rosales; Rosaceae. The record is from the annotation of a GenBank genome assembly.
AUGACAGAGCAGCCCACGAAGGAAAUAUCAAUCAAGAUGCCUGAGAAUGAGAAACCUCUGGCUGCUAUCAUAGAAGGAAGGUGGUAUGCUGUCGGGAAAAGUGGCAGACCAACUAUGGAAUUAACCAGAACCCAGAAGAGGAGAGUUCAAAGGCAAUACUGCAUAUUCCUCAAGAACAAAAGUGAUGCACAGGUACCUCCGAAGACCACUUCUGACAGAAAAGGGAAAGAUCCGGAAAUACCUUCCCAGGCAGAACAAGUAAUCCAGCCACAGAAAAUGUUGAAAGCUGGAUCUCCAGUUAAGCCUCCUAUCCAUCUUGCUUCAUCCUCAGACAAUCAAUUUAAACCUUCACAGAUACAAGGAGAAUCUGAACCUAUUCUAAUAGAAGGGCAAGAAGACUGGAUUGAGGAAAAUGAAGAGGAGCAGCUAGAUUAUGAGCCAUCUGCAGAUGAAAUAUGA